This is a messenger RNA of Peniophora sp. CBMAI 1063, 1893 nucleotides long. The record is from the annotation of a GenBank genome assembly. Lineage: Eukaryota; Fungi; Basidiomycota; Agaricomycetes; Russulales; Peniophoraceae.
AUGGCGGCGGCUUUCAGAUUGCUGCAUUUGCCUGUCGAACUCGUCCUUCUCAUCCUCGAACUUGCCCAGCAGCUCUGGCACGAUGAGAUGUUCGCUGCGCAUGCUCCCUAUGCUGGCGUCCGACGCAAUCCGCCCCCAUGGCCUCCUCAGCGCAUUGACGACGUCGCAAGCUGCUGCAAUGGCACGGCAUGGGAUCUCACUCGACCCAUCUGCUUGAGGAAGGCUGCCCCGUUGCGGUUACGGUCACCCGCCCACCGACUUUCGCUCACUUGCCACACCCUGCGCCGGCUUCUAGACAAGAGGGGCGGGGAUAUGUGGAAACAAGAUAACGCGCUGUUCAAAUCGAUCACCCUGCGCAAGUCGGCAAAUAGUCUGCCUUCGCGCUCGACCCUUGUGGCGGUGAACGUCUGCGAUUGCUUGAUCCCGGUCAUUGAAUCGACGCACCAGAAUCUCGCGGCCCUGAAGUUAGCCUUGCCCUGGCAUGACCACCGUUCAACCAUGCAUCGGUUCUUCAAAAAGUGCUGGGGGAACAAGGGUGGUAAUUUACGACUUAUCGACGUCGAAACGUACGAGGAAUCCCCGCAUUACCCAGUGUAUCCCUGUCUUCAAAUGAGAGCGGUGCGGAUCCCAGGUCUCGAGGCCAGCCGUUCUUCUGGGGGGAAACUCUACUACAGUUCCGACUCCUUGACUUCGCUCUAUAUCCAUCACUCCCAGGAAUGGAGACCGCGCUAUGGUGCAGGAUUGUCCGAGGCGCUCCGGGCCUGCUCCUCUACUCUGGAGUAUCUCACCAUUGACGCAGGGGGAGCUACCUUUGACGAAUUGGAGCCGUUCAGUCUGCCUCAACUUCUCUACUUUCGUCUCGCGGCACCGCAGAACACCGGUUUCAUUUUCUUGCGCUGCGCUACUCUUCCGAACUCGGUGGAUUUACAUCUUGAGCCAGUGGUGUCUUGGCGCAAGAAGUCGCGCUGGUUGUCGCGCGUCCGACAAUCCACGCCGUUGGAAGUCGAUUUCCGCGAACUCAACAGAGCGGGAGAAGUGCCCAGAGAAGCCGAGUUGAGGCAAUACAGCUGCGCCCUUUCUGCGCCAGAUCUUCUACCGGCGAUAUUCUCAACAGCGGUGGGAAGCGGGAGUGCAGGGUCUGAGCCUUGGCUCGCGAUGAACUCGAUGGGUCUAGAUGUGCGCAUCAGCCCUGAUCUUGACCCCGAGCUCCCGGUCGCCGCGUUCCUCCCCGAAGUGGUCAGCGUCGCUUUUGCAUCGUCCCAAGCCGGGCUGCAUAGUGUCUUGGAGGACCCGGCCGGGCGAGAUUGGCGACGGAGUCGCGAGCUAGUGACAGCGCAGUCACCACGGCGAUCCCUCACGAUUAGGGACAGCUAUUGCGCCCGGCGCCCGCCGAGGCACGAUGAUGGUGGAGACCGGGUCGAUCCCAGGGCGUCGGAGCCCUUCUCGCCGAAAGCUCUGUACGACGCUUUGCGCCAUGUCAUUCAUGCUGCUCUCGAAGCCAGAGUGAACGCCGACUGGGUUGUCCAGGAGCUCACAUUCGCCAAAGACUCCUGGCUACCAGAUCGAUCGCUGGGGUACGCGCACAUCCUAGACGAUUUCAAAGGCUUGCGCGCCCUCUACUUCUCCAGUCCAGUUCUCGGAACCCACGCAAAGUUUGGUCAGAACAAGGAGGGGGCCGUCGCGUUCUCCCAUUUGCACGCUUUGGCAAUUUACCUCAACACGCCAUUCCGGCGAAAUUCAUACCCGUGUCCGCUGCUCGAGAGAAUAUGUUUGCGCCACGACAGCGCCACAAGGGGCUUGCUUUGGGGUUCGGCAACCGACCUUGCCUCGAUGCUCAAUUCGCCUGGGCGAUUGAACGCGGGAAUCGCCCACAUCGCUGUCGUUUUCGAAUGA